Molecule: messenger RNA, 1114 nt
Organism: Hypomesus transpacificus
Lineage: Eukaryota; Metazoa; Chordata; Actinopteri; Osmeriformes; Osmeridae
Product: parvalbumin-like EF-hand-containing protein
Exons: 5
Coding region: 230-661 (143 amino acids)
Cellular component (GO): nucleus; cytoplasm
Molecular function (GO): calcium ion binding
Source: RefSeq, a predicted model, not a curated record
GGGAGGAAGAAGAGAAAGGGAGAGAGAAGAGAGAGAGAAGGGGGGAGAGAAAGACAGGUGCAACAAGAACUGGAGGAGUCUCCCUCCAUCAUCCUUCCUAUAUAUAUGAGGCUCCACAGGAAGGGCGAGGGUAGUCUUUACCAGGAACCCAGUCUAGAGUGUGUGUGAUCUUGCCUGGGGACUAGUGUGUGAUUCAGCCUUUGCGACAGAGCUGCCUCACAGAGACAGCAUGGUGGACGACUUGAGCCACCAAGUGAAGAAGGUCGCUCUGGCCAUGGGAGCGUCCCUCAGCGACCACGACCUGGAAAGCCUCCCCCGGGAGAUGAGACUGACGGGAAACUUCAAUUACAGCAAGUUUCUAGAGUACAUGAGGCAGUUCAAAACGUCAGAACAACAAGAGGAGUUGACCAAGAAAGCCUUUCAGAAGCUGGACAAAGACGGCAGCGGCUACAUCGAGUGGAACGAAAUCAAUAGUGGUGUUUUUUUUCUGGAUGUGUGCAGGUACAUGCUGUCGGUUGUGCCCAGUUCAGCUCCUGUACUGCCCCUGUCUGACGAAGUGGCGGAGGCCUUAAUUCAGACAGCCGACACGGACGGUGACGGACGCAUCAACUUCGAAGAGUUCUCAGACAUGGUCAAACAGGAGGAGAAACCCAAGAAGUGACAGACUACCCUCACAACCAUGACAUCUGCAAAUGUUUAUGGUUGUAGUGAAGUCUGACAAGACAUUACUCACCUCCCUCCCUCCCUCCCCUCCCCUCCCCUCCCAAGAUUCGAGAAAGCAAGCAAGGCUUUUCUUAUCUGGAUUGGUAACAUUGUUCUCUAGAGGCGAACAGUUUUGACAUGUGCCUGCUAUUUUCCUCUACAUUCUCACUUAGGUACUAGACUGAGUCACAACACUGCCCAAUCAUCUGCAAAACACAAUGUUGACAAUGGAAUGUGAAAAUCAUCAGGUUUCAGGACAGAAUGUUAGUCGAGCCACAUUACUCAGUGAUUUUACUUUGCAAAUUCACAGAUUUAUUAUAGCUGUCAUUUUACAAAUUGCACAAAGAGAUCAAUCCCAUAACUCCAUCAUUCAGUGUGAAUACACAUUGCUAUUAGACAUUUUGCAUUGACA